Rhagoletis pomonella (apple maggot) is the source of this 1414-nucleotide messenger RNA. Its product is annotated as acetyl-coenzyme A transporter 1. Gene Ontology annotation, molecular function: acetyl-CoA transmembrane transporter activity. The record is from RefSeq and is a predicted model, not a curated record. Gene Ontology annotation, cellular component: membrane. The coding region runs from base 61 to 558 and encodes 165 amino acids. NCBI's taxonomy places the organism in Eukaryota, Metazoa, Arthropoda, Insecta, Diptera, Tephritidae. The transcript has 2 exons.
AUACCCUAUAGAAUUGUGUUUAGCACAGUAGCAGCAAUCAUCACCUAUUGCACGCCAUACAUGAUCACGGAUGGUCAUGUACCUGUCUAUUAUUAUGUUAUUCUCAUUGUGAAUUAUGCGCUGUAUCAGGUGUGUCUGUAUUGCAUGUUUGUAGCGGUAAUGGCAUUCUUUGCCAAAAUUUCUGAUCCUGCCGUUGGUGGCACGUACAUGACAUUCCUGAACACACUAUCGAAUCUAGGCGGAAAUUGGCCGAAUACCGUGGUACUGUGGUUGGUAGAUGUGUUGACAUGGCAAGAGUGUAAACAUGUUGAUCCAGUAGUGGCGGCGAAGAAUAGCUGCCUGACGAAAGCGCAAAAAGCGGAAUGUGAGGCUGCAGGUGGCGAAUGUCAAAUCGUCUUCGACGGUUACUAUAUUGAAUCAAUAAUAUGCAUAUUGUAUGGAAUUAUAUGGCUGCUGUGCAUGCGACGUUGGAUAAAUUACUUACAAAAUUUACAAUUGCGUAGUUGGUUAGUUGUUAAAAAAGGGAAGGGAGUAAACAGUGCUAAAAAGGCGAGAUAGCAAUUCAUUGUAUGACAUGAGGAGGAUGACGCUCAACGACAUUUGCUAGACGCCGAUGAGGCUGAGGCAGCUGAAUUCGAUAGAAAAACUAAAACAGAGCUUGAGUUUGAUAAUUCGAUGAUUUGAGAAAAAAUCGCCAGAAAUACCAUUGUUUAGUAUGGGAUUAGCUUAGAAAAUAAUAAUUUAAUGUAUUUAAAUUCCAAAUGAUAUGCUUUUAAAUGUAUGUAUGUAUGAUUGUAGUGCAAUUACAAAUGUAUAGUAUUUAGUGUUUUACCAAUUAUUAUCCGAUGCAUUUCGCUGGCUUUCAAAAUUGUAUUUGCAUCCACGGCUCAAACUUUAAAAUAUAUAGAUUACAUACAUAUUGUCGAUUAAAGUACAAAACCGCGUAUCGUCAUUCUGCAAAACCGUGUAACUAACAUUUUUCUGCCAAAAAUUGGACUUGCUCACAAAAGCUCUUGGCUCAAUCUUUAUCUAUUCGUCCUGAAAUAUGCUAGCCAAAAAUGCGAUUGCUUUAUAAAAAAGAGAACCAUUUUGAAAUAUGAGAGUUUUUACUCUCUAGAAAACAAUUUAUGAAACCUCACAUACGCGGUUUUGCAUUAACUUUAUACGCGGUUUUGAAUUUUGGUGAAACGCGGUUUUGUACUUUAAACAACGAUAUGUAUGUACAUAAGCAUUUUGUAGGUAUGCAAUUGUAAUACAAUUUUUGAAUAUGUCAAUGUAAGGUAUAUAUUUGCUGUUAUUAAAUGAUCUAAAUAAUAAAACUGCUGGAAUAUUUGAAACUUUUCUGCUUCUAAGAGCGUUUAGAGCUUUUUUUCAUGUGUAGAAAAUAAAUUAAUCUUUUAUGUGGCAGCCCGAA